AUGUUUGAUAUGGACUCCUGUUCUGAUUCUGAAGAUGAAUUAGAAGUGAACUUGGAUGUUGACAGUAUGGUUGAGAAAAAUGAUAAUCAUUCCACGUUGGUGACAGGACUUAAGAAAUCUAUAAAGAAACGAUUGAUGCACUAUGAGGAGAGAAGAGUAUAUGUGCUGGCAACAAUUCUAGACCCACGGUUUAAGCUCGAUUGGUACAGAGAUGAAGAAGAAAGGGCACUCAGAAAGACUCCAAAAGACUACCAAAAGCAGCACAACCCAAAGAAGUUAAUCAUGGUGAAGAAGCCUAUGCCGGAAGAGAGUUCAGAAUCUUUCCCUUUGAUGAGGACCCCCCCAAUCCCUUGCCCUGUAGUGGGGCCUCUCCUAAGAAGUCUACAUGGUUUGCAUAAUGAAUAUUUGCUAUUCUUACUACCAUUUAAUGAGUCUAGAGGCAGCCGUAACACAGAUUUGGAGGAAGCAAUCCCAAAGAGUGGAAACAAUGAAUUUGAGGACACCUCACAGACUGUCAACACUGAGGACCAAAUAGCCACUGAGGACCAAGCAGACACUUCUAUUAACGAAAUUGCACAAGAGGACCAUGGCCAAUCAUUCCAAACACCAAGAAAUCCUCCUAAACGUGCCCGGAAGAGUGAAGACUCCCCUGUCAAUGAAGCUGUAAACUGCCUGAAAUCUCUCACACAUAUUGUUUCUGGAAAAGAUGAGAAUUCAGCAUUCGGGGAUUUCGUCGCAAAUAAAAUGAAAACCUGUAAGAGGCCCCGGGUGGAGAUUUCUUUAGCUCAGCGUUAUAUUAAUGAUAUAUUAUUUCGAUUGGACAUGGGACUGCUAUCUACUGAUAUUCAAUCUAUGUACAAGUCACAUACAUAUCCCACCUCUAUCCCAUCACAUUCCCCCUUGCCACACUCUCCACAUUUCAGUGGUCAUUCAUCUCCUAUUCAACCUUGUUCACCAGUUCCUACAGUUUCUGCAUCACCUGUUCCACCUCAACAAUCACAUUUCAGUGGUCAUUCAUCUCCUAUUCAACCUUGUUCACCAGUUCCUACAGUUUCUGCAUCACCUGUUCCACCUCAACAAUCACAUUUCAGUGGUCAUUCAUCUCCUAUUCAACCUUGCUCACCAGUUCCUACAGUUUCUGCAUCACCUGUUCCACCUCAACAAUCACAGUCACUAGCUGGAACACUCAAUAACCCCUUCGAUUUCUUGGAAUUGUAGUAUGGACAAUAAUCAAAAGUUUAAUAGGUAAUUACUAUAAUAAUGACAGAAAAAUAUCAUUUCCUUUAUGAAGAUCAAUGUUAGCAAAUAAGUCUGUGGUUUAUUUCAUUAAACAGGAAUGUACUGUAUUUUAUCAUGCAGUUGAUAUUUAAAGAAUUUUCAAAUUUGAUUUCCUUAUUUUCAUGUGUUUAUCACUAUGUUUUAGGAGUAUAUUUCCCAUAUAUUUUUUUUUAUUAUGUUAUUAUUAGCGUACAUUUUCUUACUGUACACGAACAAGGAAUCUGAAUAUCUUAAUUUGUUUGAAAGCACAGCACUAAUAAAAUUUAAAGUCAAAAUUCGUUGUAUAUACAUACCUUUACAUAUUGUUUCAG
Molecule: messenger RNA, 1589 nt
Organism: Penaeus indicus
Lineage: Eukaryota; Metazoa; Arthropoda; Malacostraca; Decapoda; Penaeidae
Exons: 4
Coding region: 1-1218 (405 amino acids)
Source: RefSeq, a predicted model, not a curated record